ACUUACGUCUAUAUCACGGUGUCAGGCUGACGUGCUGCUUGUUAUUAUGCAUUGAAAAAAUGCUGAAAAUAGUGAUAUAUAUAUUGACUAAUUUGUAUAUCAUCUGAGAAUAUGACGCAUAAUGUUAGUCAGUGGGUUAUUAUCUGUUGUUAUUGAUUUUUUUGUUGGUCAUUUUAGCUCACAAUGUGCAAUAGUCGAGUGAAAUGACAGUGACAGUAAAGAAAAAAAAAUAGAAAGUUUAAAUAAAAUUUAAGUAACAGCAGACAAUGACAUAUCUUAAAAAAUAUUAAUUAAGUAAGUCAAUGAAUUUAUCUACUUAUACCCAUUGAUUAUUAAAAAUAAAAUUUGUAAAUCAUGGAUUUUAAUGUACCAGACACACCUACAGAUAAUUUGUAUCUUGCUCUAAUUCAAUGUUUUGCUAUAAUAUUAUGUGGAUAUAUUGCUGGAAGACUUGAAAUAAUAUCAAAACCAGAAGCUAAUGGCCUAAACACAUUUGUUGGAACAUUUGCUCUACCAUCAUUAAUAUUUUUGUCCCUAGCAAAGCUUGAUUUUUCGUUAGUUAAUUGGAAAUUUUUAUUAGCUGUUUUUCUUGCCAAAGCAUGCGUAUUUUUUGUAGUACUAGGUGUGUCUCUAAUAGUAACACGACCAACGAAUCCAGGACGUGCUGCGUUGUUUGCAAUUUUCGCAACACAAAGCAACGAUUUUGCGAUUGGAUAUCCAAUGAUUGAUGCUCUCUAUGGUGAUACUCAUCCAGAAUAUGCCGCUUAUCUCUAUUUAAUGGCGCCAAUAUCGCUGGCUAUUUUAAAUCCAGUCGGUUUUGUUUUAUUGGAAGUAGGAAAGCGUCGUACUGGUGAUCAACAAUCAGGAUGGAAAUUAGUCGGUUCAAUAGUAAAAGGCAUAGGACUAAAUCCAAUAUUAUUUAUGACAGUAUUGGGAAUUGUAGGAAAUUUUGUAUUCAGCCAUCAAAUCCCGAAAAUAUUAUCAGUUAUAUUGGAUGUAUUUGGUAAUGCAUUUUCAGCGAGCGCAUUAUUUUUACUUGGUCUAAUGAUGGUAGGAAAAGUUCACACUCUAAAAGGUCCCGCACUUGUCAUACCAGGAAUACUGAUAUCCGUUAAACUGCUGGCACUUCCUAUGAUAAUAAGAGAGUCAGUCAUUUUACUAAAUGCCGGAAUUAAUGAAACAGAUACCAGAGAUUUAAGUACAUAUGGAUUUUUGUAUGGAACGAUUCCUACGGCACCCGCACUAUUUAUCUUUACAUUACGAUACAAUGUGGACAUUGAUCUUAUUGCUUCUUCUAUGGUUGCCUGUACUUUUCUAUCAGCUCCAUUGAUGUUUGUAUCCGCAAAAUUAAUCACCGCAAUUAAUGACGGCGUGUCACCUGCCAAGUAUGCCCAACAAUUGAAUGCAUUCUCGAUGGAUGUGAGUGUCAUUUCAAUAGCUGCUUGCUUAUGGCUUCUUGUCUGCUUCCUGGUUCUCGCUGGCAAAAGAUAUAAGCGCCCAACUCAUCGAUGUACAUUGUACUUGGUCAUCGCCCAACUGGCCGUUGGUGUUGGUGUCAUAAUAUGGACUAAACUCGAGGCCAAAGAAGUUGGUUCUUUUCUUUGGUAUGUUCAGUUUGUCCUUAUCACUGUCGGCGUAUAUGCAAGCAGAAUGUGGACAGUUGUGUUGGCAGGGACUCUGUUGUUUCUAAGUUCUCGAACGCUAACGUUUGUACAAAGUAUGCAGAAGUGGAUUAUGCCUAUUGGCUUUGCUGUACCUGUAUUAACUGUAGGACUUAUGUGUCUUAUAAUAUCACCAAAAAAUCCUGAUGAUAUUGACUUGAGAAAUCCGAACUUCCAGUUUGGUAGAGUACAAGCUGCUGUUUCAAUAUUUAUCCUCUUAUUUUGCUUUAUAGUGACACUUGGAUGUUUGGUACUGCAACAACGAUAUCAAAGACGCCAUCAUGCUGAAGUUUAUGCUAGUCUUGUAAAUAAUACUGAUAAUGCAGAAUCGACUAUGGUAGAAAAUAGAAAUGUUAUUGACGUAGAAGAUUUAGUAUCUCCUGGGACAACAUUACCAGCAGGUAACUGUCUAUUAGACAGCAGCUGCAGUUUCCAACGCACUGGAUGCAGUCAGAAUGACUUGAUUGAUGAACAAGAAUUAGACUUUGAGACUGAAGAAUUGCGAGUGGAUUCAGAUGAUCCCCAAUUACUGAGACACUUAGUUCUCCUUAUAUUUCUUUUAUGCUCCAUGUUCAUUGGACUAGCAUUGUCCGUUGGUACAAUGAUAAUGGAACAAAUGACCGGCGUGUAUGCAGAACUAGCUUUUCUUGACGUUGCAUUUAACUACGGGCAAUCAUUGAUAGUAUUUGUAAUAUUUGGCCUGGACCCAGGUCUUGGAAAAUUAGGAGACUGGCUAAAGAAAGCUUGUAAAGAGUGGCGUGCUCGCCAAAAGUUGCAGCUACCAGAUGAAGAAUCACUCAGCCCGGAAACUAAAACAAUACGCGAACAAUUUCGUCAAUGUCAUUUGCACGAAUGUCGUCAGAGAAUUUCCAACUGCCGGAGACGGCUGCUAAAAGUGUACGAGGGCGUAUUUUCGGGUAGUGAUCUUGUUGACUGGCUGUUAGAACAACGACUAGUACAGAAUCGAGAAGAGGCUGUACAAUAUGGACGUUGCCUUCUUGAAAGUAGAGUUUUACAUCAUAUUGAUGGUACUCAUCAUUUUCACGAUAAAAAUAUUUUAUAUACUUUUCGGGGCUAAUUGUUAUUACUAUUAUAGUAUAGAUUUAUAUAUAUAUUAGAUGAUUAUUUUAUUGUUAAUUGUUGUUUAAAUUUAAUCAAUUAUUUUCCAAAGAAUAUGCGAGUAUUAAUAAUUUCAAUAGGUUGAUUUUGUUUUAUUAUACGUUGAUUUUAUUUAUUAAUCAUUUUACCUGGACCGGGUGUCAGUGACUGAUUAAAAUAGAUACAGGAUGAGAUUGUGCUUCAAUAUGAAUUCACUUUCAUAUACUUCCGAGUAAUUGUUUAAUUAUUUGCCCAUUAGAUCUCUUAUUCGUGAACAAAUGUUUUUAUUUACCUCAGAUAUUUAAUUAAUUAUUGAUAAAUCUGCAGGACAGAUCAAUGAACAAUCAUAUUUUUUGUCAGUACAUAAAGUAAAUACAUAAAUAAUAAUAAUUAUUAUUAUUACUAUACAUAUACUGUAAUAAUCGAGCACAAUUAUAAUUUAAUUGACGCACCCUUUUAAAUAAUAAUAGAAAGUAUUGUUGUUGGUUGAAAUUACCACUUGAUAAUAUGAAGGCUGUGUUAAACACUAGACAAUAUUUGCUACAUAACAGACAGUUUAUAUUUAUUCUCAUAAAAAUAAUAAAAAGUAUUUAAACAAUUUU
Messenger RNA from Microplitis mediator, 3361 nucleotides. RefSeq names its product integral membrane protein GPR155 (gene anchor). The transcript is spliced from 8 exons. The record is from RefSeq and is a predicted model, not a curated record. Bases 355 to 2739 code for a protein of 794 amino acids. Gene Ontology annotation, cellular component: membrane. NCBI's taxonomy places the organism in Eukaryota, Metazoa, Arthropoda, Insecta, Hymenoptera, Braconidae. Gene Ontology annotation, biological process: intracellular signal transduction; transmembrane transport.